CGCAUCGCUCUGGACGGAUGUGUGCGGUAUGACGGUUGUUCGACAUAUCAGGACGGAUCCUCGCUUUCAGUGGCUGUUAGAUGGCCCAGCUGUGCGCUGAGUUAGAAUGGGACAGAGUACAUCGGGCCCAGAGUCUGCAGAGCUUCCAGAGGAGGGAUUUGGAAACAUCAAGUCUUUAGUGGAGGAUCAGCUACAGACAAGCAUGGUGGUGGGAAUCAUGAUCGGCGCUGGCGUCGCCAUCGUUCUCAUCGCUGUCCUCAUAUUUUUUGUCCUCCGCAGGAUCAAGCUCCGCCAACUUGAGGCUCAGGAAGCCCCGAAGUAUCGUUUUCGUAAAAGAGACAAAGUCUUGUUUUAUGGGAGGAAGAUUAUGAGGAAAGUGUCUGAGUCAACCUCCUCUCUUGUGGGCUCCACCUCCUCCUCCAGACCCCGGCUCAAAAAGAAACAAAAGAUGCUGAACAUUGCCAAAAAGAUCCUGCGCUUUAAGAAGGAAGUGCCCACUUUGCAGAUGAAGGAGCCUCCUCCCUCAGUGCUGGAGGCAGAUCUCACAGAGUUUGACGUGGCCAAUUCUCACCUGCCAUCUGAAGUGCUCUACAUGCUCAAGAACGUCCGUGUGUUGGGUCACUUUGAGAAGCCGUUGUUUCUGGAGCUGUGUAAGCACAUGGUGUUUCUACAGUUCCAGCAAGGUGAAUAUGUCUUCAGACCCGGUCAGCCUGACAGCAGUAUAUAUGUGGUACAGGAUGGCAAGCUGGAGUUAUGUCUUACUGGACAGGAUGGGAAGGAUGGAGUGGUCAAAGAGGUUUUCCCUGGAGACAGUGUUCACAGUCUGCUAAGCAUCCUUGAUGUCAUCACAGGUCACCAGCGACCAUAUAAGACCGUGUCAGCGAGAGCAGCAGAGGUGUCCACUGUCCUCAGACUGCCUGUGGAUGCCUUCCUGUCCAUCUUUGAGAAAUACCCUGAAAGCCUUGUGCGAGUUGUGCAGAUCAUCAUGGUGCGUCUUCAGAGAGUGACAGUUCUGGCCCUGCACAACUACCUGGGGCUCACCAAUGAACUCUUCAGCCACGACAUGCAGCCUCGUUCCUCUCCUGUCUCUCCGCAUCCAACACGUUCUAGCCCCAUACGACACAGCAAACGGUUCGGCAGCCUCACUGUCCCUGACAAACACCGUGAGGCUGCAGUCCGAGAUGCUACAUUUGGGGAUAAUGGGAAGGAUGGCGGCACAAUCCCGACUCUCAGCAGGACUAUAUCCAUGCCUGUAGACAUUGCAGGCAUGCAGAAGAGUCUACGUUCAGAUUUUGACAUGGCUUAUGAGAGAGGCCGUAUCUCUGUAUCUGCUGAGGAUGGCACACCUACCCUACCCACUUUCACACGAGAUCAACGGGAGAGGAAGGUGACUGUGGAUGAGGUUCCGUCAGGUGUGUAUCUGUAUCCUGAGGAAGAGUCAGGGAUGGAGAACGUUUAUGGCCUGUUUCCAGGAGGACCUAACGUCACACUGUUCGAGGAGGCGCAGAAAGAGAUUCUCAAGCUUAUGAGGAUUGAGGACCCUGCGCUGCUUAAUGGAAGAGUGAUGCUUCAUCAUGCUAAAGCUGGAUCUGUGUUAGCCCGACAGGGAGACCAGGAUGUGAGUCUGCAUUUUGUCCUCUCAGGCUGUCUUCAUGUCUACCAGAAGAUGAUUGACAAGCAGGAGGCGGUGUGUCUGUUUGUGACCCAGCCGGGCGAGAUGGUGGGUCAGCUGGCUGUGCUGACAGGAGAGCCGCUCAUCUUCACUAUCAAAGCAGAGAGAGACUGCACCUUCCUGAAGAUCUCCAAAUCCGACUUUUAUGAGAUCAUGCGCGAGCAGCCGAGUGUAGUUCUCAGCGCAGCUCACACUGUUGCUAUUCGCAUGUCCCCAUUCGUACGGCAAAUGGAUUUCGCCAUCGACUGGAUGGCUGUGGAGGCGGGACGCGCCCUGUACCGGCAGGACGAUCAGUCUGAUUGUACCUACAUUGUACUGAAUGGACGAUUGCGUUCCGUCAUUCGGAAAGCCAAUGGGAAGAAGGAGCUAGUCGGGGAGUAUGGACGAGGAGAUCUCAUUGGAGUGGUGGAAGCUUUGACACGGCAGCCACGUGCCACCACAGUCCAUGCAGUCAGAGACACUGAGCUAGUGAAGCUUCCAGAGGGAACGCUCAACAAUAUAAAGAGAAGAUACCCGCAGGUGGUGACCCGCUUGAUCCAUCUACUGGGGCAGAAGAUUCUGGGAAACCUUCAACAGCCCCGUGGACCUUUUUCAAGCACUGCUCUGGGUCUGCCCAGCAUGGCGUCCAGUCCAGACGUCACUAACCCAGCCAGUAAUCUCUCCACUGUGGCAGUACUUCCUGUUUGUGAUGAGGUGCCAAUCAAUGCCUUCAAUUUGGAGCUUAGCCACGCCCUCUGUGCCAUAGGACCCACCCUGCUGCUAACCAGUGACAUCAUCAAAGAGAGACUCGGGGCUUCGGCUUUGGACAGUAUUCAUGAGUACAGGUUAUCAGGUUGGCUCGCUCAGCAGGAGGACAUUAAUCGUAUAGUGCUGUAUCAGACAGACAGCAGUAUGACUCCAUGGACGCAGCGCUGUAUCAGACAAGCUGACUGCAUCCUCAUUGUGGGGCUUGGGGACCAGGAACCUGCACCCGGAGAGUUGGAGCAGAUGUUGGAGAACACAGCAGUGCGGGCCCUGAAGCAGUUAGUUCUGUUGCAUCGUGAGGAUGGGCCGGGCCCCUCUAGAACUGUCGAAUGGCUGAACAUGCGAAGCUGGUGCUCUGGACACCUUCACCUGAAGUGCCCUCGUAGAGUGUUUUCACGAAGAGGCCCCUCCAAACUGAGAGAGGUGUAUGAAAAGGUCUUUGAGAAGACUGCAGACACACACAGUGAUUUCUCUCGGCUGGCCAGAGUGCUCACAGGAAACAGCAUUGCCCUUGUGCUGGGGGGAGGCGGAGCCAGGGGCUGCUCUCAUGUGGGCAUAAUUAAAGCCAUGGAGGAUACAGGAAUUCCUAUUGACAUAGUGGGAGGAACGUCCAUUGGCUCUUUCAUUGGUGCUCUUUAUGCAGAGGAGAGAAGUGCUGUUCGGGUGAAGCAGAGGGCAAGAGAGUGGUCCAAGGCGAUGAAUUCUGUAUUCAAAACGGUACUGGAUCUGACAUAUCCAAUCACAUCCAUGUUCUCUGGCUCCGCCUUCAACACCAGCAUCUCCAAAGUGUUUGAGGACAAACAAAUUGAGGACUUGUGGCUGCCUUACUUUAACGUGACCACAGACAUCACAGCUUCUGCUAUGCGGGUUCAUAAAGAUGGCUGUGUUUGGCGCUAUGUUAGAGCCAGUGCCUCCUAUACCCCUUAUCUGCCUCCUCUCUGCGACCCCAAGGAUGGCCACCUCCUCGUGGAUGGUUGCUAUGUUAACAAUGUCCCAGCGGACAUUGCUCGUAACAUGGGCGCAAAAACGGUCAUCGCCAUUGAUGUGGGCAGCCAAGAUGAGACCGAUCUGUGCAACUACGGUGACUGUCUUUCUGGCUGGUGGCUGCUUUGGAAACGACUCAACCCGUGGGCAGAGAAAGUGAAGGUGCCUGACAUGGCAGAAAUCCAGUCCCGUUUGGCCUACGUAUCCUGUGUACGGCAGCUGGAAUUGGUCAAAAAGAGCGCGUACUGCGAGUACAUUCGCCCACCUAUCGACCGCUUUAAGACAAUGGACUUCGGAAAAUUUGAUGAAAUCUAUGAUGUGGGUUACCAGUAUGGUAAACUGGUGUUUACCGAGUGGGCUCGUGGUGACAUCAUUGAAAACAUGCUGAAAGACCAUCGAUCAGCAGACUAUAAUGACAGCAAGAAAACAGACUCCUGCACAUGUCCUAGCGCAGAUUUUACUGAUCUAGCCGAGAUUGUAUCCAGGAUUGAGCCGGUGCAGAGCUACUUGGGAGCCGAUGCAGAAGAGUCAGACUAUGCAACAGAAUAUGAGGAGGAUGGGAUGGACCCAGUGAGAGAGGAGGAGGGUGAAGAAGAGGAGGAGGAGGAGGCUGAAGACACUGAGGACCAUUCUCCUGGAGAAUGGGGACCAAAUGGGGUUUUUGCAACGGACGAGGAGAAGACGGUCCGUCAGAGGAGGAGAAUUACCAGGGACUCCAACAUUUUCUCUGAAGUUUCAGACUGCUGAAAAGAAAGUAAUGCAAGGUCCAGAGGUCAAAGAUCACUGGAAAGAGAAGUAGGUUCCUACCAGAGACUGAAGAGUAUAAAAAAUGGACACAGAAGUCUUCUGAACUAAUACAUUUGUUGGGAAGUCACCAAAGAUAUUGAUACAGACUCAUUAACACUACAUUAUCCACUACUUGUCACCAAAACUUUGUCUCCCUCUAUUGUUGCUUUGCCUUUUUGAAUUUUUGUCUCAAGACUUUGCAAGGGUGCAGGGACUGUGGGCAUUCACCAAGACAGUUAUGGACCCACAUAAACAGGGAACAACUUCUUGAGAGACUGUGCCAGUGAAAUGAGGGAUUCUACCUCUUUUUAGUUGUUUUGGUAAAAGAGUGUACUGACAAUAAUAUCUAUGGCCAGUAUACCGCUAUACUUAUGUCAGGGUUCCCACGUGUCCUGGAAAACCUGGAAUUUUGCAAUGCAGUUUUCCAGUCAUGGAAAAUUAGAAAAAUACCUAAAUGUCCUGGAAAUAAUUAUUUGUCCUGGAAAACAUUUAAAACUUUUUGACCCUGUUGCUAACAAGUUUUUGUUACAUGUACAAAAACAUGGUAAGGAUUCAGACUCGGGAAAGGAGCCAAAUAUACAAAUAUGUAUCGUUUUGUCACAGCUGCCGACUGCACAUUGUGAAACAUCGUCAUAAAUGUUCAUCAUAAACAAAUCCCAGUCACACACAUUCUGUGCUCAUCUGCUGUCAUCUCUGCUUUGCUAAGUAUUGAUAUAGUGCAAAAUACUAUACAGUUGAUAUAAACAAAAUAUAGUUUUUUUCAUUCCAACAUUGCUGUUUUGUUACCCAAAAAACAUCUGAGUUAUAAACUUUAGACAACGAUGACGGUCGGACCACUAAUUUUUAUUUAUUUAUUAAGUCACACGCUGGGAUGUUAUUGUGGUGAUUCUGCCUUAAUACCUCAGGAUGUGAAUUAAUUUUCAAUAAUUCAGUGAUCGGAGUCUGCUUAUACUGCGGUUACCACAUGUAGUAUGUAGAAAACCCAGGCGCAAACUUGUCAUAAAAUGGCAUUAGCUAUAAAAUGCAGAAUGUAAAGGAAUUUGACAUAUUUGGAAGAAAGUUAAUUUUUGAAUGCACAAGUAAUCAAAUAAAAAUUGCAAUAUGUCCUAGUGUGAUAAUUAAACUACAAAAGUCUGUGAUUUAAUUGCAUAAAACUGAACAUUCAUUGGCGAAUUUCAAAAAAUGGGUUUCCGCAAAGAACCAGGAUGUGAAGCUCUGCAGCUGAGAAUAGGCUGUACAGGAAACAGUUCUAAAUAAAGGAUAAAGAAAUGCAAGGCAGUUAAAAAAAAAAAGGAGUUUGGUUUGAUAAAAGUAAAAGUAGUAGAGUUAAAAUAGUGCAGAGGAUAAAGAAACAAGAAUAUAGGGGGCCUGGGUAGCUCAGCGAGAAUUGACGCUGACUACCACCCCUGGAGACAUGAGUUCGAAUCCAGGGUGUGCUGAGUGACUCCAGCCAGGUCUCCUAAGCAACCAAAUUGGCCCGGUUGCUAGGGAGGGUAGAGUCACAUGGGGUAACCUCCUUGUGGUCGCGAUUAGUGGUUCUCGCACUCAAUGGGGCGCGUGGUGAGUUGUGCGUUGAUCGUAGAGAGUAGCAUGAGCCUCAACAUGCUGUGAGUCUCUGUGGUGUCAUGCACAACGAGCCACAUGAUAAGAUGCACGGAUUGACAGUCUCAGAAUCGGAGGCAACUGAGACUUGUCCUCCGCCACCCAGAUUGUGGUGAGUAACUGCACCACAACGAGGACCUACUAAGUAGUGGGAAUUGGGCAUUCCAAAUUGGGAGAAAAGGGGAUAAAAUGAAAAAAAAAAAAGAAAGAAAACGAAAAGAAACAAGAAUAUAUGCUGAAUAAGCAUUUGAGGUUGGUAGAGAGUGAGGGAAAAAGUGAGCGAGGAAGGGAGUGAGGAAUGAGCAAGGUAGAGAGAGGAAAUAAACAAGGUUGGGAGUAAUGAAGUGAGCAAGGUAGAGAUCAAAAAGAGAAUGAGGUAGAAAGUAGGGGUUCACCAAUACCAUUUUUUCUCUCCUGAUUCCGAUACCUGAACUCUCAGUAUAGGCUGAUACCGAUCAGAUGUGUUGUUUUUUUCUUAAUCAGGAAGACGGUGAGAUUAGAGUGUCUGUGUGUUGGGCUAGUUCACAGUAGUUAAAUAUGCUUUUCAUUAAAAAUCUGGUGACUUGCUCCUCCAGUUCCAAUCUCAAUGCAUGUUAUAAGCAAACCGAACUAUCGAGCAUCUACAUCUGAGCUGUAGUUCAUGUGGAGCACUCACAUGUAGCUCUGAGAGCAGCGCAUACUAUGUGUGUGUGCACCGCUCAUUUACUGAAGUGCGUUGCACAUCCAGACUUUCUUUUUAAUUAUUAAACACAGCCUUUUGAGAUUCACAAAGCUAUUGUAUAUAUAAGAGACUUUAAAUAAAAUGCACGAGUCAUAUGGACUACUUUUAUGGUUCUUUUAUGCCAUUUUUUGUGGAGCUUGUCAGUAACGACCAUGACUAACACAUGGUAUCGGAUUUUAAUUGGGUUUAUCGGACCGAUACCUAAUCUGGUUAAAAACGUCAGUAUUGGAGCUGAUACCGAUCCAGGUAUCUGAUCGGUGCAUCCCUAGUAGAGGGUGAGAAAGUGAACAAGGUUGGGAAUGAGGAAGUGAGUGAGGUAGAGAGCGAGGAAAUUAACAAGGUAGGGAGUGAGUAAAUGAGCGAGGGAGGAAGUGAACGUGAUAGGGAGCAAGAAAGUGAGAUAGAGGGUAAGGAUGGGAGCGAGGUAGGUAGGGAGCAAGUUUUUUUUUCAUGAAGAGUUGCAUUAAUGCCAAAAAUCAUAUUUGUGUGUGUGUGCGUGCGUGCAUGCGUACACGGGUUUAGCUUUGAAUUUGUCUUUCAAGAAGACAAGGUGGAUGCCUUAUUUUCUUAUUGCACAUUCCCACAUUCACAAAUUAUUAUAACAAGAACAAAAACACCUGUAAUAUCACAUUUGACAUGAGGUAGACUGAGACCACAGCAGGUUUUUCACUGGGCAGGUGGGAUUGUUAAAUGGGGAUGCAGUGUACUUUCAUUUACUCUCACUCCAUAGCCAAAUGUCAUCUUUCCCAGAUAUUUACCAACCUAAACAGUGUCUGUAAUCACUGCAUGUACAUUCAGUAUCUCUGAAACCUCAUUGCUUUUGGAAAAGAUGUACAAAUCCCUUAACCUUUGACACUUUUGCUUUUUGUUUUUUUUAGACAAACUUUGUUUAAUAUGUUUAUGAAAACUGAAAGGAUUGCCAACUAUUUAAUUUAAUUUAAUUUAUUUGUUUUACUACUGGCUUUUUAACAACUUAAAACAUUUAGAUAUUGAAAUGGUUUAUUAAACAGUCAACACAGAGGAAAAAGAGAAUAACGAUGAACUGUUUCUUGUUUUGCUUGAUUAGCAUUUUUGCACUGAUAAUGAAAAAAAAAAUUUUUUUUGUCUUUACAGUCUUAAUAUGAGAUGCAACUGAAGUUCACACCUGUGCGACUGUUUUAAGCCUGAGAAAUAAAUGUUGAAUGAUAAAACACAAAUAAAAAAAAUCUGAUUUAAUACCAUGCUGAUCUCAUGAAUUUUUUUUUAAAUUACCUUUAUCAUAGUUUUUUGACAGGACAGUGACAUAGAACAGGAAAUGGUGGAGAAAGAAAGGGGGUAAUGGGACUGGGCUAUAUGACCGGCAAGGCUCGAACUGGUAAUAUUUUCACUACUACUGUGGCAUGGCUCUGACAGAUGUCUUAAAAUGACUUGUUUAAAGGUGCACUCAGUAAUUGUUUCCUCAAUAAAAAAAGGUUAACUUCUAAAGACAUGAAUUGUAAUUUUGCAAUAUAUGUAGGAAAUCAUGACCACUCACAUUAAAAUGAAGACUCCAGUCAUAUCAGUAACCUUAUAAAAGCUGUUUUAUUCUACAUGGAGAGGGUCCGCACAUGGGGGCUACUAUUUUAGAUUUACAUGACCAGCCAAAUUGUACUCUCUUAACUACAGUAACAGUCCUGUUAUUGGACACUUUCACUCAUUGAUUAAAGUAAUCAUGGCUGACUGUGAAUACUAAAUUUCUACAAUGGCAUCUAAAAUCAUUUGAUUUUAAAUGAUGCUGCAUCCAAGCUGCUAGAUGUCAGUGUAAGUUCAAGAUGACACAAAGACAAAAGUUACUGAGUGCACCUUUGUUUAACAUAAACAAAAAACUAAAAAAACAUUGAUAGCUCAAUAGAGAAUAUAGAGUUAGAAGUUGACAUGAACAAUCUGAGUGAACACAGAAAUUUGACAAAUACCUUCUGCAGCCCAGAACUAGAAUGGCACUUAUAGUGAAAUUCACAAAAAAAUGUAAUCAUUACAUCAGUCCAGCUCAUUAAAACUCAAAAUAUUGUGGUGGAAAGGUGAGGCAAAACAUGACUAAAUCACUCCGGAGGAGCUCAGGCCCAAAGCGAAGUCAACAAAAUUUUUAAAGAUUAUUUUUUGAAUCUUGUUCAUAGAGACAGAGCAGAUGGCUCACAAUGUUCAAAGGGUGACAUCUGUUUACAGUACUUAAAUAAACAACACAAACAUUUUUUUUUAUAUUUGUUUUAGGUUUUUAAAAGAUUUUAAUUUUUUGUCCAAAAAAAAAAAAAAAAAAAAAAAAAAAAACCUGAGGUAUUCACAAUAUAAUGGCAUUUCUUUCAUUUGAAAUAAUUAAACAAGAAAAAGUGGGGAAGGGGGAAAAACAUUAAAACAAUGAGAAAACUAUGUUGCUGUGUCUCACAAUACAACACAACAAUGUGGGAUGCUUUUGUUCCAGGCUAAAAUUAAGAUGGUACCCAGAAAAGAAAUAAAAUAAAUAAAAAACACCAAAGACAAGAUACACUAUAUUCGUUCUUGGCUGUUGUAGUUAAAGGUGAUGUAAACGAUUUUAUCCGUUCUAACUUCCACAAGACUGAGCCGUUGAUCUAGCCACGCCCCCACUGUCCAAAACACCGCACCCAUAUGGUUGAAAACGACACAACGCAUGUUCGGUUGUCAAACACAACAGUAGCGAAACAGCGCCCUCAACUGACACAUUAUGGAUCAGAAUUUGGCAUUAAGCCUCAAUAAUUCGCUGCAACUACAACUCUAUUAGAACGCUCAAAAUGAUUGACAGGCAGAAAGCGUCAGUGACUUUUUUUUUUUUUUUUUUAA
This is a messenger RNA of Myxocyprinus asiaticus (Chinese sucker), 9320 nucleotides long. It is a transcript of the gene pnpla6, whose product is annotated as patatin-like phospholipase domain containing 6. Gene Ontology annotation, biological process: phosphatidylcholine metabolic process. Gene Ontology annotation, molecular function: phosphatidylcholine lysophospholipase A1 activity. Gene Ontology annotation, cellular component: endoplasmic reticulum. The coding region runs from base 107 to 4147 and encodes 1346 amino acids. NCBI's taxonomy places the organism in Eukaryota, Metazoa, Chordata, Actinopteri, Cypriniformes, Catostomidae. The record is from RefSeq and is a predicted model, not a curated record. The transcript is spliced from 34 exons.